AUGUCUAAAGAGGUUAAAGAUCAGAAUGCAAAAGUUGAGGUUUAUGCUGAUUCUUCAGAUAUUGAAUCAUUAAAUCAUAGUUUUUCAAAAGAAGAUAUUGAUGAGGCAGCUGAAAUCUUUUAUCAUGACAAUAGAUUGAGUUCUUCUUUAAAUGCCAGAUUAAUUGGUAUGAUUUCAUUAGUCGGUGUUAUUGGUACUGGGUUAUUUUUGUCAUCAGGUGGUACAUUAUCAACAACUGGUCCAGUUGGUAUGAUAAUUGCUUAUGUUUUCGUUGGUACAGUUGUUGCAGCUUCACAAAUUGCAGUCACUGAAGUUUCAUGCUUAUCACCAAAUGAAGGUGCUUAUGUUUUUCAAGCUGAACAUUUAGUUGAUAAAUCAUUAGGUUUUGUAAUGGGUAUUUGUGAUAUUUAUUCAACAAUUAUUCCAAAUGAAUUAUCUGCAGUUUCUGUUAUUAUGUCUUAUUGGAGUGAUUUAAAUCCAGCUGUAUUUAUUACUAUUUUUGGGGUAGUAAUUGUUGUUGUAAAUUCUUAUAAUGUUAAAUGGUAUGGUGAAGUUGAAUUCUUUUUUGGACUUUUAAAAAUUUUAUUAUGUGCUGGUUUAAUCUUAUUAGGUAUAAUUAUUGAUUUAGGUGGAGUUAAAGGUCAAGAGAGACUUGGGUUCAGAUAUUGGAAACACCCUGGUCCAUUUAGGGAAAAAUAUGAAACUGGAUCUUUAGGAAAAUUUUUAGGAUUUUGGAAAUCAGUUAAUUCAAUUGUUUAUGCAUUUGGUGGUAUUCAAGCUAUUACUUUAUUAGCUGGUGAAACCAAAUAUCCAAGAAGAUCAAUUUAUCGUUCUGCUAAAAGGGUCUUUUAUAGAGUUUUCAGUUUAUAUGUUAUCAUGGUUUUCAUUUUAUCAAUGAUUGUUCCAUCCAAUGAUCCAGUUAUUGCUCAACCAAAUGGUACUGCUAGUGGAAGUCCUUGGGUUAGAGCCGUUAAAUUAGCUGGAAUUAAAGUUUUACCUCAUAUUGUUAACGCUGUUGUUUUAACUUCUGCUUUAUCUGCUGCUAAUUUACAAAUUGUCAAAGCAAGUAGAACUAUUUUUGUUUUAGCUGCUAAAAAACAAUUACCAAAAGUUUUCUUAAAAGUUAAUAAACAUGGUUUACCGUAUGUUGCAGUUGCUUUUGCGUGCUGUUUCAUCCCAUUAGCUUAUAUGACUUCGAGUAAAACAGCAGCUACUGUCUUUUCAUGGUUUCAAAAUAUUACUUCAUCAAAUAUUUUAUUCAAUUGGAUUGUCAUCGCUAUUAAUCAUAUUGCUUUACAUAGAGCUAUGAAAGCUCAAGGAUAUUCAAGAAAAGAUUUACCUUACACUUUCUUUGGUCGUUAUGGUGAAUAUACUGGUUAUUAUUCAUUAUUCUUCUCAGUUAUUUUCUUAUUAACUGGUGGAUUCCCAGCUUUUAUAAAAGGACAUUGGGAUUUUGCAACUUUUUUCAGUGCUUAUUUCAUCAUCCCAUUAUCUUUAGUAAUUUUUAUUUUUUCAAAAUUAGUCUUCAGAUCAAAAUACAUUAAACCAAGUGAAGUUAGAUUAAAACCAUUGUUUUAUGAUGUUCAAGCUAGACCUGAACCACCUUAUGAAAAAUUACAUGGUUGGAAAUGGCUCACAGUAUUAUGGGGUUAG
This is a messenger RNA of Lodderomyces jiufengensis, 1653 nucleotides long. RefSeq lists its product as uncharacterized. The coding region runs from base 1 to 1653 and encodes 550 amino acids. Gene Ontology annotation, biological process: amino acid transmembrane transport. Gene Ontology annotation, molecular function: amino acid transmembrane transporter activity. Gene Ontology annotation, cellular component: membrane. Lineage: Eukaryota; Fungi; Ascomycota; Pichiomycetes; Serinales; Debaryomycetaceae. The record is from RefSeq and is a predicted model, not a curated record. The transcript is spliced from 2 exons.